CCGAGAGGUCCACUCUUCUCAGUGCCCAACUCGAUUCUGCAGUUAAGAGUUGAUGGUUCUUUGCUCGUCCGUUUCUACGUUAAUAGAGUUUUUCCUCAUCGUUUACGCGCGAGAUGUUAUUAUUUAAAACUUGAGGUGACGAAGAUAUCCUUCCGCGAUAUCUUCAUGGAAGAAACUAUGUGGCUCUUUCCCUUAUGUGUCUUUAUUUUGGUGAAAUUUGGAACCGUCAAUGGCCAUCAGAAUGGUACGGUAUGUGCCCAAAGACUAUGCAAAGAAACAGAAGACAGCAAACCGGUAUGCGGAUCGGACAAACUCACGUACCCCACGCAGUGCCAUCUCGAAAAAUUACAGUGUCACAAUAAAAACCUAUCCCUAGCCCAUACGGGUUCGUGUAGAGAACAUACGUCUUGUAUACAAGCCGCGGCCAAUCACAACUCAUUACAUCCCCAGUGUCGUCCCGACGGCAGCUACGCGUCUUCCCAGUGUUACCCUUCGAUCGGCUAUUGCUGGUGCGUAACGGCACAGGGCAUACCGAUUCCCCAAUCGUCAGUGAAAUGGGCACCGAACGUGAAACCGCGCUGCAGACGUAAGAAGAAGACCACGAAACGAAGAUCGUCGAUGCGAUCGAAGAAACCAAAACGUGGAUGCAAAAGGGCGGACCGCGCGCUAUUCAAUAACAACCUCAUCAAAGUAUUCCACACCGAGUAUUUGCACGAAAACGGCGCUUCCGUUCCAAACAUUCAGGACGUCGACAAAGUCGUCGUGGAAUGGGAAUUCAAACGGCUGGACAUCAAUCGCAACGGGCAGCUUGACCAAAGCGAAUAUCGCGAUUUACGCAAGAUAGUGAAGAUGGCUGUGAAACCGAAACGGUGCUCGAAGAAUUUUGGCAAAAAUUGCGACGUGAACCAAGAUCAACUCAUCAGUUUGUCGGAGUGGUCCGAUUGCCUCUCGAAAGACGGCAUGGAUGUUUCUUUGCGUGUGUUCUUGUCGUUGAACGCAGACGUGCGAGGAGAGGAAGGCGCGAAUCCUGACGAGGAGGACGAGGACGAAGAUGAUGGUGUUAAUAUUUUCCACUCGCCGAGGUCUCCUCCUCAUGGAGUCCUUUACGGAGACGGUCACCCAACCGGUAGCGGCCAAAAUUACGACGACGAGUCCGCGGAACGCAAGGACGAAGACGCCACCGACUGCACCUCCGAUCGCCAAACGGCCCUCAACGAACAGCACUCCGCCAAACUGUACCAGCUCUACGUUCCCGAAUGCACACCAGAUGGUCGAUACCAAAAGAUUCAAUGUUAUAAAUCGGCCGGCUACUGUUGGUGUGUCAAUGAAGACACAGGGAAAAAUAUACCUGGUACAUCAGUGAAGAAUCAGACGCCGAAAUGCGACCAAAUACCUGUCCCAACUCGUCCGAUGAAGGGCUGUCCCGACGACAAGAAGAAAUCGUUCCUAAAAGACCUUAUGGAAUACCUCCAUCAAAGGAUGCAGAAGGAAACGAACGGAACUAAUAUCGCCGGAAACAGCCCAACAUGGAAGGCGUCUCGCGAGGAGCAAAUCGCAACGUGGAGUUUUGUCGUGUUCGACAAGAACAAGAACAAAGUCUUGGACAGGAACGAGUGGAAGACCUUCAAGGACGUCAUGGCGGGAAUAAAGACGUUAAAACGGUGCGGUAAAAAAUUGCCGCGUUACUGUGAUAUCAAUAAGGAUCGACUGAUCAGCAUGACCGAAUGGUUAGAUUGCCUGAAUACGCAAAGACACGUUUCCAAUAACGUUGCAACAACAGUUUCGCCUGGACUAACACGGACAGGUAAAAAUCCAUUAACGAUGUUAAUGGACGAUUAGUGCAAUGUGAGAAGUUGACUGAAUACGCUUUAGUGCUGUGAACUAAAAAUGUGAAAGACAAAUGUGAAAUGACCUCAAAAUGUGAUCUAAAGUAGCUCUUUACUUUAAUUUUAUACAAGCGCUUUAAGUUUGUACUAAUUUAUUAUACAAACGCUGAACGUUACGUAAUGAUUAUUACAUUUAUUAUAAUUGUUUUCUGUGCUGGUUUGCCCGGUUUGCAUGUGAACACUUCUCUUCAAUACUUAUGUAAUUAUUUAUUUAAUUAGUUUAGAUAGUAUCGCAAAAAUAAAAAAGACCUAGACUUA
This is a messenger RNA of Photinus pyralis (common eastern firefly), 2144 nucleotides long. It is a transcript of the gene magu, whose product is annotated as SPARC-related modular calcium-binding protein 1. Gene Ontology annotation, biological process: extracellular matrix organization. Gene Ontology annotation, molecular function: heparin binding; protein binding; extracellular matrix binding. Lineage: Eukaryota; Metazoa; Arthropoda; Insecta; Coleoptera; Lampyridae. Bases 166 to 1839 code for a protein of 557 amino acids. The transcript is spliced from 7 exons. The record is from RefSeq and is a predicted model, not a curated record. Gene Ontology annotation, cellular component: basement membrane.